GAAUAUAAUAUCUGCACGAGUUUUCAUUCCAGUGAUAUCUCUCUCUAUCUCGGAACUGUAGAUGGCUGAUGAGCCAAUGCCUACUCGUUGGUCCUUCCAGGGUGGAGUGCAAUUCAGGGGUAUCCUCACCCAUGGCCUUCUUAAGAAGAUGAUAGCCACCUUUGUAGAGAGGAUCUUGAGACCUUUUACGAUGUUAAGUUUGGAAGAAAGAUGAUGCCCCAGGAAAACGGUGAGACUGUGAAUGGUCAAGCUAAUGGAGGUCAUUCUAAUGCCAAUUCUUCGAUUGUAAGGUCAAAUGGGGACGUGCAGGUGAAGAACAAAACUGAAUUGGCUAUAUACGAGCAGUGCCAAAAUCAGAGUCCAGGAAGUUCUACAAAUUCCGGUGGAGUUUCAUCUAGUACAAUGAAUGAAAAGCCGCAGAAAUCUCUGCUUCCUCCUUUUCAAUCUGCAGAAAUGCGUACUUUGGCUGAGAGUUUAAGUAGAGACAUCAUUCGAGGUAGUCCAGAUGUGAAGUGGGAAAGCAUAAAGGGUUUACACAAUGCCAAACUGCUUCUCAAGGAAGCAGUUGUAUUGCCAAUAAAAUAUCCCAAGUACUUCACUGGUCUUCUGACACCCUGGAAAGGCAUUCUACUUUUUGGCCCUCCUGGAACUGGAAAGACUAUGCUUGCGAAGGCUGUUGCAAGUGAGUGCAAAACAACAUUUUUUAACAUUUCAGCAUCAUCUGUUGUCAGCAAAUGGCGUGGUGAUUCUGAAAAGCUAGUGAAAGUAUUAUUUGAGCUUGCUAGGCAUCAUGCACCUUCUACCAUAUUUCUUGAUGAAAUUGAUGCCAUCAUUAGCCAACGUGGGGAAGGACGAGGUGAGCAUGAAGCAAGUAGGCGCUUGAAAACAGAGCUACUCAUCCAGAUGGAUGGUCUGGCACAAACAGAUGAACUUGUGUUUGUUCUGGCGGCAACUAAUUUGCCUUGGGAACUGGACGCAGCAAUGCUUAGGCGCCUAGAGAAACGAAUUCUUGUUCCUCUUCCAGAAGCAGAAGCUAGACGAGCAAUGUUUGAGGAGCUUUUAAUGCCCUCCAAAGAAGAAGAAGAAAAAAUUAAACUUCCAUAUGAUGUUUUGGUAGAAAGAACAGAAGGCUAUUCAGGAUCAGAUAUUCGAUUGUUAUGCAAAGAGGUAGCCAUGCAACCUUUGAGGCGGUUGAUUACUGUUCUCGAAGAAAGACAAGUACUGGCCACGCCUGAGGAAGAACAGGAAGAAGAAUUGCCUGAAAUUGGGAGAAUACUAAAUGAGGAUAUUGAGAUGGCAUUAAAUAAUACAAGGCCUUCUGCUCAUCUCCAUGCUCAUCGUUACGAUCAGUUCAAUGCUGAUUAUGGCAGUCAAAUACUCAACUAAAGGUAUUGCACUGGCUUUAAUGUAAUGCUAUUAAUGUGUUGUCCUUAAAUAUGACAUUCAUAAUACAAUACACAAACUUAAUAUUCUAAAAAAAGUAGAUAAAAUGUAUAAUGUGGGAAGUAGUGAUACAUCAUAGGAAUCUGAUAUUUAAAUAAUUUACACUUCCAUUAUAAUAGUAUGAUUUAUGUUUGAAUUGAA
This is a messenger RNA of Impatiens glandulifera, 1584 nucleotides long. Its product is annotated as katanin p60 ATPase-containing subunit A-like 2. The transcript has 12 exons. Gene Ontology annotation, molecular function: ATP hydrolysis activity; ATP binding. The coding region runs from base 211 to 1386 and encodes 391 amino acids. The record is from RefSeq and is a predicted model, not a curated record. NCBI's taxonomy places the organism in Eukaryota, Viridiplantae, Streptophyta, Magnoliopsida, Ericales, Balsaminaceae.